Molecule: messenger RNA, 4105 nt
Organism: Arabidopsis thaliana (thale cress)
Lineage: Eukaryota; Viridiplantae; Streptophyta; Magnoliopsida; Brassicales; Brassicaceae
Gene: UKL4
Product: uridine kinase-like 4
Exons: 16
Coding region: 2326-3735 (469 amino acids)
Biological process (GO): CMP biosynthetic process; CTP salvage; regulation of starch biosynthetic process
Cellular component (GO): chloroplast
Molecular function (GO): kinase activity; uracil phosphoribosyltransferase activity; cytidine kinase activity
Source: RefSeq, marked reviewed
AAAAAAAAAAAAAAAAAAAAGAUACAAUGGUCUCAGGAAAGAAAAGUUGCAGAAAUUGGUUGGCUAAAACCACAGCUGGUUUCACUAGACAGGUAUGUAAAGCUGAUUGUAUAUAAAACCCCACAAGUCUCAGCUAAUGGGGCUUUAAGAAACAUCACAUGUCUAACGGUAGACUGAAACAGGGAUCAUCUGAAACUCCUUUCACAUUUUUUACUUAUUUUAUCAGAAAGAAGUAAAGCAACCAAAUCUCUUUCUUUUUUUCUGUAGUCCCUCAAACCAACUUGCAUCACUUGAUUAGACAAUACCAACUUUGAGUAUCUAGAUUCUAGAAGAAUUAAAAAAUGAACAAGAAACUUCGCAUGUCUAAUGGUGGCAUGAAUAUAGUACCAUUUUUCUCCCCAAAUUCCUUUUUCGCUUUCCCUAGGUGCUGUGAUCUUUCUAACGAUUCAAACUUAGCCAAAUGGACAACAACCUUGAGCAUUCUCUCUAUUCAUCUCUCAAAGCGUAGGUACAAAACUUAAUAUCAGGAAACCAUAUCAAAACAAAAAAGACCUUGACCCUCAUAAGAUAAAGGGAAAUCAGUUUGAAAAUGGUGAAUCAUGUGGCGAUUGGCGAAAACAUUAUUUAUAUCCUUCAAUAUCUAUCUCUCAUUUAACACAAUCCUGAUCGAGCUCUUAACAUUAUUAGAAGGUCCAGAGAACAAUAUCCAAAGCAAAUGGACCAAAAGAAGUAAAAGAAUCAGGACCUGACUUCUUCCAAUGUUACACCCUCAAACCUCAGCAGGAGUCUUUGCCACAAUAGAGAGAGCAUGUAACCCGCUCUUCAACUCAUCUUGCAACAAGUCAUAUAUCAGCCUAUGUCUCUUGACCAAGCUUUUACCUUGGAAAGCAUCCGAAACGAUUCGCAAGUUGAAAUGUGUUUCCCCAUCAUCACCAGCACUACCUCUAACAGCGGCAUGUCCUGCGUGCUGGUAAGAAACAUCUUCAACUUCUAACUCAACAGGAUCUAGCUCCUUCUCCAAUUUCUCUCUUAUCCUCAUCCCUCUACUCCCUAAAGCAACAACAUUUGACCCACUCUCAGAAUCAUCAAUCUUUUCUGUUCCCAAAUCCUCAACUAGAUCAGGUUUAGACUCCAAAUCCACCUCCGGAACAUUAGCUUCGUCCUUAGUCUCAGGAAUAGACACAAAGCUGGAUUCUGAACUCUCUCCAGAACUUGAAUCUUCCUCACCUUUGACUUCCAAAUGAAGAGCCUUUUUCUGCAUCAGCUUAAGCAUAUUAAGUAAUCCAUUGUUUCUAGAAGGAGACAGACUCUGCUGCAACCCGAGAAGAACAGCGAAAUCAGGUGUUAUCCUCAAAAUCUCAGGGACAGGUCUUCCAGAUAAACCCUUGACUAAUAGAGCAGCUAACCCUUUAGUGAGAACCGAAUCAGAAUCAGCUUCAUACACAACAUUACGUUCCUCAUCAAAGAAAGCCCUAACCCAAACCUGAGAAACACAUCCUUCUACUUUAUUCUCCCUCGUCUUGAAUUGAGAAUCGAGAGGUGUCAGAUUCUUCCCGUAGAACAUAAGCUGCUCGUAUUUAGCCUUUGGCUCUUGUACCGAUUGGAAAAGCUUGACGAUCUCUUGUAGCUUCGGUGGAAGCUCUUCGAUUGGUUGAAGGUCUCCAUAGCUCGACGGAGAUGAUGAAGCCGAUGGUGGAGGAACAAUCCCGGUUGAAAUUUUCUGGAAAGUGAUGAUCGUCCGGCGAAAGGAAGGAACUUCCGACGGUUUUAGUGGUCGUAGAAGAAGGGUUUUGGCCGGAUAAUGGAUUGAAGAAAACAAGGUCCGUUUGAAUGGGAUUAAACGAAGCGAGGAAGCGCAACAAGAAGAAGACAUCGCUGCUGCCAUAGUCGCGAACUUGAAACUUCGAGAGAGACUGAGAUGAUGAUGAAAGCUCUCCUUCUUCACUUUUUCUGAGUCAAAAACCAAUACCGCCAAUUAGGUAGUAACCGGGAAUUAAACCGGGAAUGUACCAAAAUCCAAAAAUUAGAUGUAAAAUCAAUUGUGGGGUUGAUUAUGAAUAAUUAGAAAGUAUACGACUCUUUUCAUAAAUAAGGAAAAGAAAAAGAUAUCUAGAUUUUUUUUGUUUUGUUUUGAAGCAUCGUCUUCCUGGUUCUUCGUUCUCUUGCGUUCGUCACCUCAAACACGUCCGCCAUUAUUAUAUAUCAAAUCAAUCAUGUCCGAAUCCAGCUUUUACCAAUAAAGAAACUGCAUCUCCGUUUUUUUUUCUGAUUUGAGGCUUUCCUUAGAUCCUUGAGAGCAAAACUGAAUCUGGAAUUGUCGUCGGGAUGGGUUCUAAGUCCGUUGUUGACAUGAUCGAAGCUGCCUCGCGGGCACAUUUUUCUGGUUUACACGUGAAUGGGCACAUGAAUGGGUUGGAACCAAGUGCACUUAAGGAAACCACUUCUGCAUCAGAAGAUAUCCAAAGACAGCCUUUUGUAAUAGGUGUUGCUGGAGGCGCAGCAUCGGGAAAGACUACUGUUUGUGAUAUGAUAAUCCAGCAACUGCACGAUCAGCGUGUUGUACUUAUUAACCUGGACUCGUUCUAUCAUAAUCUGACUGAAGAAGAACUUGCUAGAGUUCAUGAAUACAACUUUGAUCAUCCAGACGCAUUUGACACAGAGCAUUUAUUGUCUUGUAUGGAGAAAUUGAGGCAAGGGCAAGCUGUAGAUAUUCCAAAAUAUGAUUUUAAAACUUACAGGAGCAGUGUUUUCAGAAGGGUAAAUCCUACAGAUGUAAUAAUUCUUGAAGGGAUACUUUUGUUCCAUGAUCCACGCGUCCGAAAGUUGAUGAACAUGAAGAUUUUUGUUUGCACAGAUGCUGACGUUCGUUUGGCAAGAAGGAUAAAAAGAGAUACUGUCGAGAAUGGUAGAGAUAUCGGCACAGUACUUGACCAGUACUCAAAGUUUGUGAAGCCUGCUUUUGAUGACUUCAUUCUUCCAACGAAGAAAUAUGCAGAUAUUAUAAUCCCUCGUGGUGGGGAUAAUCAUGUAGCUAUUGACUUAAUUGUGCAACAUAUUUGCACCAAGCUGGGUCAACAUGAUCUCUGUAAAAUAUAUCCUAAUCUCUACGUUAUACACUCGACAUUUCAGAUAAGAGGGAUGCACACCCUUAUACGAGAUUCUCAGACAACCAAACAUGAUUUUGUCUUCUAUUCUGAUCGAUUGAUUAGGCUGGUUGUAGAACAUGGUCUUGGACAUCUGCCUUUUACUGAAAAGCAAGUGAUUACUCCAACCGGAUGUGUGUAUUCUGGUGUGGAUUUCUGUAAACGGUUAUGUGGUGUCUCGGUGAUUAGGAGUGGUGAGAGCAUGGAGAAUGCGUUACGAGCAUGUUGCAAAGGUAUCAAGAUCGGGAAGAUCCUAAUUCACAGAGAAGGUGACAAUGGUCAACAGCUUGUUUAUGAGAAAUUGCCAAAUGAUAUCUCAGAGAGGCAUGUCCUAUUGUUGGAUCCUAUUCUCGGGACAGGAAACUCAGCGGUUGAAGCUAUCAACCUCCUUAUAAGCAAGGGCGUACCUGAGGGAAACAUCAUAUUUCUAAACCUUAUCUCAGCACCUCAAGGUGUUCAUGUGGUCUGCAAAAAAUUCCCAAGAAUAAAGAUAGUGACAUCUGAAAUCGAUAAUGGGUUAAACGAAGAGUUUCGUGUUAUUCCUGGUAUGGGGGAGUUUGGGGACAGAUAUUUUGGCACAGACGAUGACUAGGCCACUGUGUUCCUGCAGCAUUAGUUGUCCCAUCCAUGUCCUGCAUAGCAGUUUACUGAUGCAUUCACCAUCCUAUUCUCUACAACGGCUACACAAACUAUCAAAGGAAUCACCUUUAACUUUGUUGGUUUUCCCAUUUAAACCCCCUCAAGGUGUUGGGAACAGUUUUGUUUACUUAUAAAUGCCCAAGUGAGGGGUUGAUCGAUCCCGGGACUUGGGAUUCGGUGUACCAUAUAUAAUUACCCUUGGAACUCUUGAUAAUUCAUCUACAACUCUUGUGUACCAUAUAUAAAUAUCCUUGGAACCCUUGAUACUCCAUAAGCAUAAUACAUUUGGCUUCGAAAGGAACAUGUGGGCCAAUGGUUGCACC